Messenger RNA from Lodderomyces orthopsilosis Co 90-125, 2475 nucleotides. It is a transcript of the gene RIX7, whose product is annotated as putative AAA family ATPase. The record is from RefSeq and is a predicted model, not a curated record. Gene Ontology annotation, cellular component: nucleus. The transcript has a single exon. The coding region runs from base 1 to 2475 and encodes 824 amino acids. Gene Ontology annotation, molecular function: preribosome binding; ATP binding; RNA binding. NCBI's taxonomy places the organism in Eukaryota, Fungi, Ascomycota, Pichiomycetes, Serinales, Debaryomycetaceae. Gene Ontology annotation, biological process: ribosome biogenesis.
AUGGCGAAAGGAAGCCAGAUAACGGGUGCUAUAGAACAAAAAGUUUAUAACUUGGCCUGUAAUCUCCUUGACGAAAGAACUGAAAAGAAUCGAAGCACUCUAAAUGUGGAUGAGUUACAGGAUCCGUUUGCAGGUGUAGAGUCAGCAAAAAGCUUAACAAUUUCCCUGGUAUUGAACUAUAUUCAGCUGAAAGACUUUGAAUUGAAGCGAGCUAAGAAGGUACAGCUCGAAAAGUCAAUUUCCAAGGUAUUGAAACUAAUAAGAGAUGAUGAGGAGAAUGAGCUAAACAAUAAUCAAGCGGAGAAAGAUAUAGACAGUGCGUCAGAAAUCGAAGGCACUGAUACUGCUGGUUCUAACUUGAUGGAUUUCAAAGAUCCCAACUUAGCAAAUAAAUCAGUCACGUCGAUGUGGAAUUUUGAGGACAAGGAACAAGAUCAAAAUCCUGACUCUGAAGAUGGCUCAAGUACGAAACGAAAAGCAAAGGACACGACAAAGAGUGUUUUUAAGAAGCAAAAACGAAAGUUUGACCAUACACCUCCCGAAAUUUCCUUUUCAAACCUAGGAGGCUUGGAUAACGUCACCACACAACUUCUUGAAAUCAUCGGGCUACCUAUUUUGCAUCCCGAGAUUUAUACUUCAACCGGAGUUGAGCCUCCGAGAGGUGUACUUUUAUACGGACCACCUGGGUGUGGUAAGACAACCAUUGCUAACGCUUUAGCAGGAGAGUUGAAGGUUCCUUUUAUCAACAUCUCUGCUCCUUCAAUAGUGUCUGGAAUGUCGGGCGAAUCUGAGAAGAAACUUCGUGAAUUGUUUGAAGAAGCAAAGUCUGUGGCGCCGUGCUUGAUAUUUAUGGAUGAAAUUGAUGCUAUCACACCAAAGAGGGACGGAGGUGCCCAAAGAGAAAUGGAAAGAAGGAUAGUUGCUCAGCUCUUGACGUUGAUGGACGAGCUAACCUUAGACAAGACAGACAACAAGCCUGUGAUUGUAAUUGGUGCUACCAACAGACCUGAUUCUUUAGAUUCUGCGCUUCGUCGCGCGGGUAGGUUUGACCGAGAAAUCUGUUUAAAUGUUCCAAAUGAAGCGCAGCGAGAAUCUAUUUUGAGAACAAUGACCAAAAACAUAAGGUUGAAGGAUGGGGAACAUUUUGACUACAGAGAGUUAUCAAAACUCACUCCUGGUUAUGUGGGUGCAGAUCUCAAAAGUCUCGUUACCGCCGCUGGUGUUGCUGCCAUCAAAAGGAUCUUUGAAACUAUGAGCGAACAGCAAGAGGAGGGCCACUGUGUACAAGAGGACCACAUGGAAAUAGACCCCAUUUCAGGAAAAGAGAACGAAGCUGUAUUGUCCAGGAGAUUUGGAAACAAAUCAGAUCUUGAACAAAUAUCAACUAUACAGAAAUUUUUGGGGCGGAACCCUGAGCCAUUAACUGAAGAACAACUUCAGCCUUUAUGUAUUACAUACGAUGAUUUUGUCAAAGCUCUUCCGACCGUUCAACCCACCGCUAAAAGAGAAGGGUUUGCAACCGUACCCGAUGUUACAUGGAGAAAUGUUGGUGCUUUAGCCAAGGUUCGUACAGAGUUACACAUGUGUAUCGUCCAACCAGUGAAGAAGCCUGAAUUGUAUCUCAAAGUUGGUAUUUCAGCGCCAUCUGGCGUCUUGAUGUGGGGACCACCAGGCUGCGGGAAAACUCUUCUUGCGAAGGCUGUUGCAAAUGAAUCACGAGCAAAUUUUAUUUCAGUGAAAGGACCAGAGUUGUUAAACAAGUAUGUGGGAGAAUCGGAAAAAGCAGUGAGGCAAGUGUUUCAGAGAGCUAUGGCAUCCAAACCGUGCAUCAUAUUUUUUGAUGAGUUAGAUGCCUUGGUUCCACGAAGAGACACUUCUAUGUCGGAAUCCAGUUCAAGAGUUGUAAACACCUUAUUGACUGAAUUAGAUGGUCUUUCUGAUAGAAACGGAGUUUUCGUUAUUGGAGCGACAAAUAGACCGGACAUGAUCGACCCAGCAAUGCUUCGUCCUGGCCGGUUGGACAAGACUCUAUACAUUGAACUACCCACUGCAAAUGAAAGAUACGAGAUCUUGAAAACUAUCACAACGGCUAAUAGUACGCCGAUUGCAAGUAAUGUUGAUCUUGUGGAAAUUGCAAACGAUGAAAAAUGCAGAAACUUUUCGGGAGCAGACCUAUCAUCUUUAGUCAAAGAAGCAGGUAUAUCCGCAUUAAAAAGAAAAUUUUUUGGGGCUCAGAAUCUCGAAGCAUUGGACGCUUCUGGGUUCUAUAAUGGCUUCUCUCUGGAGGAACAUAUUGAGGUCACUCGCGAGGAUUUUCAACGUGCAUUGUUUACCGUACGUCCCAGUGUGAGUGAUAGGGAUAGAUUGAAGUACGAACGUUUGAACAAGAAGCUAGGGUGGGACAUUAUAGGGGAGAAAAAUGGAACAGCCCUUCCUAACGUGGGAGAUACAAAUAGACCUGAAGACUCUAAGUGA